Messenger RNA from Phalaenopsis equestris, 862 nucleotides. RefSeq names its product oligosaccharyltransferase complex subunit ostc-like. The transcript has a single exon. Gene Ontology annotation, cellular component: oligosaccharyltransferase complex. NCBI's taxonomy places the organism in Eukaryota, Viridiplantae, Streptophyta, Magnoliopsida, Asparagales, Orchidaceae. The record is from RefSeq and is a predicted model, not a curated record. Bases 108 to 653 code for a protein of 181 amino acids.
CCGGUUGGUGCUCCAAGCACCGGUUCGCCUGCAAGAUUUUGCUCCCGAUCCCUAUUCCCUAAACUCGUAGAGACCAGUGUCCCAGAGUGCCGAAAUAGAGAGCAGCGAUGCGGUCGAAAUCCGAUAAUCCCGUACCUGGCGGCGCCGCAGCGGCCGGCAGUGCGGCUAAUGCAUCGUCGGAUCUGGAAUCUUUCGACCCCGUUUUUCUUCUCCUCCGCUUCCUCCCUUACAGCUUCCUUCGCCCUCCGCGUACCCGCCUUCGCCUCCCCUCCUCCGUGGCUCUCCCUUCCCCGAUGACUGUCUUCUCACUCCUCCUCCUAACCUACUUCGCUGUCGUCUCAGGUCUUGUAUACGAUGUUAUCGUUGAGCCUCCGGGCAUCGGUAGCACUCAGGAUCCCGCUACCGGUACGGUUCGUCCGAUCGUCUUCCUCCCUGGCCGCGUUAAUGGGCAAUACAUUAUCGAGGGUCUCUCUUCCGGCUUUAUGUUCCUCCUCGGCGGGUUCGGUCUUAUUUUUUUGGAUCUAGCUGUAGAUCGUCACCGCGCUCGCAGUGUUCGCCUCUCUUUUGCGCUUUUUGGGAUCUCCGCCGUGUUGAUUGCGUAUGUUAUGAGUAUGCUCUUCAUUCGCAUUAAAAUCCCAGGAUACCUAUGGUGAGGGUCUUUAAUCUGGAGGUUUGUGUUUUUCCUUUGGCUUUCAUGUCUUUCAAGAUAUGUAAUUCGGAACGUUUACAUUUAUGAUGCUUUGUAAUUGGAAACAAGCUGGUUCAUCUCAAUUUGUGGUGAUUUAAUCUGCAUCAAAGCAGGUAGGGUACAAUCUUGAUGAGAUAUUUGUUCAGUAGUAGUUUUUUUGAGUUAAUUGAAUGA